This is a messenger RNA of Leptinotarsa decemlineata (Colorado potato beetle), 2216 nucleotides long. RefSeq lists its product as uncharacterized. The record is from RefSeq and is a predicted model, not a curated record. Lineage: Eukaryota; Metazoa; Arthropoda; Insecta; Coleoptera; Chrysomelidae.
AACGCCGGUUCACCGGUCAGUCUUGCACCGACACUCUUACCGGGUUUGUUUGUAUUCGUCGCACCUUCUCUGUAUGUUUUCAGAUGUUUAUUCGAUGAAAUCGGUGAACUGUGUAGUGUUUUUGUAGAGCAGUGAAGGAAAGAAUGUGAAAUCCAUUGAUGAAGUUGAGAACACCAAGGAAAACCUACCAAACCAAGCCUUUUCUGAUUUUGCCACUCCUCGACUCAGACCUGGUCGAUAGAAUCCCGAAAGAAAUGCCAACCAAAAACCCCGGCCUCAACCUAUUCAUCAAAACAUGGCCGCCGAAAAGCAAGCACAAGGACAACGACUGUGAAGAAAACAAACGGCCUCUUACAGCUACCCUGGAAAAACCGACAAUCCUCGACAUCAGACUCAUGGGAAAAAUAGACAUGAGCAAAAUAAGGAAGGAAUUUCUGAACAUAUCGAACCUGUGUCGAAUGCCCAUCAUACUGAAGGGCCCUAAAGUAACGAAACCUCACCGUCCGCUCAGUCUACCGCCCGCCAAGAAAACGAAGAAGAAGCAAUCCGAUCCGGACGACAGCUGGGAAGACGAGGAAAGUUCGAGGAGUUCCAAACUCCCGAAAAAGCGGAUCGCUAGAUUGAAACCGGGGGAGGUGAAAAAAGUUGCUAAAUGCUGUGAUACUAACAAUAACAAAACAUCGAAGGUACCUCGUAGAACGGCUGUGAAAGUUUUGGGGGUUGCAAACGACGCUCAAUCGACCAAACUUCCCGAACCCUGUAAGUCCUGCCGCAGGUCGGAUUUGCCUGAGCGGUUUCACAGUCAUCCUGCUAACCCUCCGAAGACUGUGGCGAAGAUGGGGGAUGCGUCGAAAAGUCAAGUAAAGAGUACAGUCCAGAAACCAAUAGCCAUUAAAUACAAAUCUAAACCCAAAAGCGGCAUCAAACCCUCAGCUCUCCCAAAACGAGAAACACCAACUCAAAAAGUAGUUAACUCAACACUACCUUCUGGGAAUUUGAAAACUUCCGAAUCGAAAAACUCGGAAUCCAAGAUUUCAGCCCUGAAAAGUAUUGACUCUAAGAUAGCCGUUCCAAAAGUUCAGCAGGAACCAAAAACAGCCGAACUGAAACCAUCGGAAUCCAGACUUGCUGCUGUGAAGCAUGUUGAAACUAGGAUUCCUGAAGGCAAAACUGUUUUUCAAAGAAUCCAAGAGCCUUCGACAAGAGUGGGGUCUGCGAAGAGGACCCUCACCUGCUAUUUGUGUGGGCGAGAGUUUGGAAGUGCUUCGUUGCCACUUCAUGAGCCGAAGUGUCUUGAGAAAUGGGAGAGGGAGAAUGCCAGCUUACCAACUCAUCUUCGAAGAAAACCCCCUCCCAAGCCUGAUGCUACCAUAAAUAGAGAAGAAUGGAACAAACUGGCUUGGGAUUCCGCUCAGUCGACCUUGUUGUCUUGCUCGAACUGCGGAAGAACGUUUUAUCCGGACAGACUGGUAGUUCACCAAAGAAGUUGCAAAAUCCCUCAAGUUAAUGUCAAAGUCUCCUCAUCAGAACUUCAACUCCCCAACGGAACUGCUAUGUCCCGCAGCACCCCAUCAACCCCCUCUAAUGUCCGACCACCACCUAUUUUCGAAUGCUACAUUUGCGGGAAAGAAUUUGGAGUCAACUCAAUCAAAAUCCACGAAAAACAAUGCCUGAAAAAAUGGAAUAUCGAAAACGACAGCUUACCUCCGGAUAUGAGAAGCCCCCCACCAUUAAGAAAAGAAAAACAUGUUUCCGAACCUCCAAGAGUUCACCAAAAAUCAGAGUCCGAAAUCGAACGUGAAGAUCGGCCUUCAUCGUCUAGAAAACCGCCUUUGUUUCCCUGUUAUAUUUGCGGAAAACUCUUCACCGUCAACUCGAUUUACAUUCACGAGCCCCAAUGUCUGAAAAUGUGGAAAAUCGAAAAUGAAAAACUGCCUCCUAGUAAGAGACGACCGCAGCCGCUUAAGCCAGACAUCAAAUUCACACCAUCAGGUGGUGUAGACUUCCAAGGAACCUUCAAUCGCAUCUGGGAAAAUCAUCUAGCCGAAUUAGUGCAGUGUCGAAAAUGCGGCAGAAGGUUUUUUCCUGAUAGAAUAGAAACCCACGAGAAGGCAUGUGCAGGAUUACCGAUAAUCUUAAAGAACAAAUGAUCGUGCGGUUAAUUUUUAUGCAUAUUGAAAUAUGUCGAUAGUAAUACAUAAAUACAAAAAAAUAAA